Diachasma alloeum is the source of this 1335-nucleotide messenger RNA. RefSeq lists its product as uncharacterized. The transcript has 4 exons. Gene Ontology annotation, cellular component: neuronal cell body; membrane; axon. Bases 1 to 1335 code for a protein of 444 amino acids. The record is from RefSeq and is a predicted model, not a curated record. NCBI's taxonomy places the organism in Eukaryota, Metazoa, Arthropoda, Insecta, Hymenoptera, Braconidae. Gene Ontology annotation, biological process: sensory perception of taste.
AUGUCUCAAAAUAAUUCGUUGCCAGUUGUUUUUUUAUACUACUACUGGAAGAUCAUUGGAUUAUGUCCGUUCAGGGUGACCAAUCUGGGCCUGGAGAUCUCAAUCCUCGAGAUUACCAUCGCUGUGGUGCGGUGUUUAGGGUGUCUCUAUGUAUUUCCCAAUUUCGAUUACUUUCAUCGAGCGAUUCAUGAUCAUGGAUUAAUCGUAGUUCUUUCUGAAGCUACGGGAUUCUUCACCGGAUUAAUAGUACUGCUGUUUAUUUGGAUUGUUUCGGCGACUCGCGUUAAAAAAAUAGAUAGUGUCAUCAAAACCUUCAUGAGUCUGCACAAACGACUGGAGGAAAUGGGCCUCGAGGAGGCGCGGGGGAGAGAUUUCCUCAGGAAAAUGAGCCUUCACUCUUUUUUUGUCAAUUCUUUUUUCUGGAUUCACACGUUUGUUAUUACCACGAUAUUUUGGAUGGUGCGAACGGUGGGUUUCUCGGAGCUUUUAUAUCAGUCAGCCCGUGUGGUUCUCUGGAAUACAGUCGUUCUGUUUGUUGAUGGGGUUUCAUUGAUCAGGGACAAAUUCCAGUGCAUUAAUAACGCCAUUGAGAAUUUUCAUAAUUAUUUGGAGCUCGGGGAUGACCCGAGGAGCAUGCGGUUCGCACAGCAGGUGUUCUAUAUUGCAAGGUAUUGUAAUGCCGGGGAAUAUCUAAGAUCAAUUGGCCAAAUCCACGAGGAUUUGAAGGAUCUCCUCCACACGGUAGAAAACAUCUUUGCAGUGCCAAUACUGUUCGCAAUAGUCGUGAACUUCAUGGAAUGCGCCUCGUGCUUGUAUCUGAUAGCCAUGACAUUGAGGAGUGGUAGCACCGAGUGGACCUUCAAAGAGAUUGUAGCCAUGACAACGUUUUCGACGUGGGUUAUUGCUAAUCUUGUCCAUAUGCUCCUCAUUGUCAGCAUACCAAGUUUAACUGAUGAAGAGGCCAAUAGAACUGGCAGUGCUCUUCAUUACAUGUGGAUAACGUAUCGACCGAGGAAUACUCGCUUUGUUGUUGAAGCCGUGUCGAUGCGUCUCCUCCAGAAGAAAACAGUCAUCAGUCUCCACGGAUUAAUCCGCUUGAACUUUCCGCUGAUCUAUCGACUGGCCAACAUAGUAGUCGGAUCGCUCGUGAUAAUGAUACAACUUGAGGAGCAUGGUCGCGAGUUUCGAGAGCAACUGGAAUUCAGGCUGCAACAAUUACCAGGAUUCCCUUUAGGGUCUUCAAUGGGUGACCGCAAUACUUCUGAGCAUUACGGUUACAACUCGACUGAGGAUCCUCACAGUCAACUCUUUGAACUCUCCACUAUCGUGCCUUAA